This is a messenger RNA of Aspergillus melleus, 2673 nucleotides long. RefSeq names its product chloride channel protein (gene GEF2). Gene Ontology annotation, cellular component: membrane; early endosome; Golgi apparatus. The coding region runs from base 1 to 2673 and encodes 890 amino acids. The record is from RefSeq and is a predicted model, not a curated record. NCBI's taxonomy places the organism in Eukaryota, Fungi, Ascomycota, Eurotiomycetes, Eurotiales, Aspergillaceae. Gene Ontology annotation, biological process: chloride transport; transmembrane transport. Gene Ontology annotation, molecular function: voltage-gated chloride channel activity. The transcript is spliced from 6 exons.
AUGUCUAUGAUGCAACCUGACCAUGGAAAUGACGACCAGUACCCGUACACAUCACAGCCGCAUGAUCCAAGACAAUCUCCGAGUGGAUACCGUGAUGGUGGCAUAGUUUCGCCGGAUUCCCACGACUCGAGUGAACCGCUGCCAGGGACAUGGAACGAACCAAUCUCAUUCAAGCGCAAACCAAAACACCAGUCCACUUUCAGUUUGUCGAAGUUAUUCACAGGUAGCGAUGCUUCCGCCUCACGAAACCCACAACUGCCAGGCGGUACCUCGUCAUCAAGACGUGCCUCGGUCGGUGGUAGCGAGAACCUGAAUACACAGAAAGAUGGCGGUCUACUCGAUUGGUAUAUCGAAGGACCUGGACGGCGGGUAGGCUACGAUGAUCUCACGGCGAUCGAUUGGAUCUUCGAAUAUUCCAAAGAGCGGCAACGGAAGAGGGUACUCUAUUCCAGCGGCCAGGGUGUCACAGGAUACAUUCACAAGCUUAUAAAUGCGGGCAAUAUUUGGAUCGUGUUGAUCGCCACGGGGAUUUCGGUUGGCAUCAUUGCAGCUUGCAUUGAUAUUACAAGCAAUUGGCUGGGAGAUCUCAAAACUGGAUAUUGCAGGAGCGGUUCUGGAGGAGGGAAGUUCUACUUGAACCGGGAUUUUUGUUGCUGGGGGCAUGAUGGUGAGCCGGCUGCUGCUGUCAAAGUUCCGUCGCAACAUAUGCUGAUCUCAUAUUUCAAACCAGACCUGUCGAAAUGUAUAGACUGGACACCAUGGGGGAAAGCGUUCGGAGUUACCUCCAAGGGUGGAGGUUUUGCAGUUGAAUAUAUUUUCUAUAUUCUUUACUCUGUGUUAUUUGCUGUUUGUGCUAGCCUCUUGGUCAGGUCUUAUGCAAUCUAUGCAAGGCAUAGUGGAAUCCCCGAGAUCAAGACGGUUCUUGGUGGCUUUGUGAUCAAACAUUUCAUGGGUGCUUGGACUCUUGCCAUCAAGUCCAUAGGUCUUUGCUUAUCCGUGGCUUCUGGCAUGUGGUUGGGCAAAGAAGGCCCGCUUGUUCAUGUUGCGUGCUGCUGUGCCAAUGUGUUGAUGAAACCUUUCGAGAGCCUCAACAACAAUGAAGCGAGGAAGCGUGAAGUUUUGUCAGCCGCUGCAGCUGCAGGGGUCUCUGUUGCCUUUGGAGCGCCUAUCGGUGGCGUUCUGUUUAGUCUGGAACAACUGUCAUACUACUUCCCAGAUAAGACGAUGUGGCAAAGCUUUGUGUGUGCUAUGGUCGCUGCAGUUACCUUACAAGCGAUCAACCCAUUCCGAACAGGAAACAUUGUUCUUUACGAGGUCACCUAUACACGCGGAUGGCAUCGCUUUGAAAUGAUACCCUUCAUUAUACUUGGCAUAGUAGGUGGAAUAUAUGGUGCUUUCUUAAUUCGGCUGAAUUUGAAAGUUGCCAAAUGGCGACGGACUCGGGGCUGGUCUUACCCUGUCAUCGAAGUGUUUGCCAUAGCCCUUUUAACGGCCUUGAUCAACUUUCCCAACCUGUUCAUGAGAGCUCAAAACUCGGAGCUCGUCCAUUACCUCUUUGCUGAAUGUGGCAGUGGGAAUUCCAUCGAUGACUUGUUCGGCCUCUGUAAGACCGGGGCAGCAUCAGUCAGCACGAUAACUCUUCUACUUAUGGCAGCCAUUCUUGGCUUCUUUCUGGCUUCGCUGACCUUUGGUCUCGACAUACCCGCUGGUAUAAUCCUUCCAUCGGUCGCCAUCGGGGCUCUCUAUGGACGUGCCAUGGGCACCGCAUUCAAGAUGUGGCAAGAAGCCUACCCGGAAGCCUUUCUGUUUGGACGAUGCGAGCCCGAUGUUCCCUGCGUGACCCCUGGUAUAUAUGCAAUUGUCGGCGCGGCUUCGGCUCUUGGUGGCGCCACAAGAAUGACCGUAUCGAUCGUGGUUAUCAUGUUUGAGCUAACGGGCGCUUUGACUUACGUUAUUCCGAUCAUGAUUGCGGUCAUGUUGUCUAAGUGGUGCGGUGAUAUCUUUGGGAAGCGUGGUAUCUAUGAGUCUUGGAUCCACCUGAACGAAUAUCCUUUUAUAGACCACCGCGACGAUACUGCUCCCCCGGAUGUGCCUGCUCAUAGAGUGAUGACAGUGGUCGAUGACCUCACAGCCAUCGUUGCCGUUGGCCAUACCAUUGAUACUCUUCGCAAUCUCCUCGAUACGACUUCCUACCGUGGUUUCCCCGUCGUCACCGACACAUCAAACCCGAUUCUACUGGGCUUCAUCUCUCGAAGCGAGCUUUUAUACGCCCUGAAAAAUUCCUUGUCGCCGGCAGACCGCAAAUUUCCGGGUACGACUCAGGUGAUAUUUGCUCACCAACCAUUCGCGGAUCCGAUGGAAACACUUGAUCUGCGUCCUUGGAUGGACCAGACACCAAUAACCCUCAACAGCGGUACCACAUUCUUGAUAGUACUACAGAUGUUCCAGAGACUUGGUCUCCGUUACGUUCUGUUUUCUAAUAAGGGCGUUCUCCAGGGACUGCUCACUAAGAAAGAUGUCUGGUCCGUCAUUAAUGGGUCAGGUUUCCGUCAAGGUGAAGCCUUAAGAGAACAUAAUUUUCAUCAGCCACAUGUGGCAGAGGAGGUCGGAUUACUUGAAGGUGACGAUAUGACUAGCCUUGCUAGCUCUUUGGAUAGAAGAGAAUCGCUUUGA